AGGCGGCUGCGGCGCUGGGGUCUCCGCUGGCGGAGUCGCUGCGCUUCGCUCUACGAGGCGCUGCUGCCGCUGGAGCGGCUGUGCGGGCGCGCGGGGCUGCGCUGGCCCCCGCUGGGCCGCGGCGACUUCGAGGCCAAGCCCAUGGUGCUGCUGCUGGGCCAGUGCUCGAGCGGCAAGAGCUCCCUGGUGCGGUACCUGCUGGAGGAGCCGGUGCCCGGCGCGCGCCUGGGCCCCGAGCCCAGCACCGACGGCUUCGUGGCCGUCAUGCACGGCCCGGCGCCCGGAAUCAUCCCCGGCAACGCGCUCGUGCUGGACCCCAGCAAACCCUUCCGGCAGCUGGAGGCCUUCGGGAGCGGCUUCCUCAACCGGUUCGUUUGUGCCACGCUGAACAAUCCGGUGCUGGAGAGCAUCACCCUGAUCGACACCCCCGGCAUCCUGGCGGGGCCCAAGCAGAGGCUCUGCAGGGGCUACGAUUUCCCGGCCGUGCUGCGCUGGUUCGCCGAGCGCUCGGACCUGGUGAUCCUGCUCUUCGACGCGCACAAGCUGGAGGUGUCGGAGGAGCUGUCGGCGGCGCUGGCGGCGCUGCGGGGCCACGAGGAGAAGCUGCGCGUGGUGCUCAACAAGGCCGACGCCGUGGGCGCCCAGCAGCUGCUGCGCGUCUACGGGGCGCUGCUCUGGGGCCUGGGCCGCUGGACGCCGCCGAGGUGCCGCUGCGUGUUCGUGGGCUCCUUCUGGGACCGGCCGCUGCUGCAGGACGGCCACCGGCGCCUCUUCGAGAUGGAGGAGCGGGCGCUGUUCCGCGAGAUCCGCGAGCUGCCGCGCAACGCCGCGCGCCGCAAGCUCAACGACCUGGUCAAGCGGGCCAGGAUGGUGCAGGUGCAGGCGCUGCUGCUGCGGCGGCUGCGGGACGAGCUGCCCGCGCUGCCCGGCGGCCGCAGGAAGCGCCUGGAGCAGCGGCUGCCGGCGCUGCUGGGCCGCAUCCAGAGCGAGCAGCGGAUCCCGCCCGCCGACCUGCCCGACUGCGCCCGCGUCCAGGAGCAGCUGCUGGCGCGGGACCUGUCCCGGCUGCCGAGGCCGAAGCAGCGGCUGCUGGCCAAGCUGGAGGAGCUGCUGGGCCGGGACCUGCCCGCCCUGAGCCCGCUGCUGGCCCCGGGCGAGCCCGGCGAGCCCGGCGUGCGCGGGGGAGCCCUGGACGGCGCCCUGGGGCCCUUCGGCGCCUCCGACCGCGACGACGACGACGACGAGGAUGAGGAGGACGACGAGGAGGAGUGGGUGGUGAUGAAGGACAAGGCGAAAUACGACGAGAUCUUCUACGGGCUGGCGCCCAGCGGGGGCAAGCUGAGCGGGAGGAGGGCCAAGGGCUGGAUGGUGGCCAGCAAGCUGCCCAGCUCGGUGCUGGGGCGCAUCUGGCAGCUCAGCGACGUGGACAGGGACGGCAUGCUGGACCACGAGGAGUUCGCGCUGGCCGGGCACCUGAUCGGGGCCAAGCUGGAGGGGCGGGGGCUGCCGGCCGACCUGCCGCCCCGCCUGGUGCCGCCGUCCAAGAGGAGGCACAAGGGCUCUGCUGAGUGACCCCAAAAUUGCCAUUAUUAACCCCAAAAAUCCACCCAGAGAUAUCCCAGAAAUAGCCCAAAAAUCCAUCCAGAGAUAUCCCAAAAUAUCCCAGAA
Camarhynchus parvulus is the source of this 1668-nucleotide messenger RNA. Its product is annotated as EH domain-containing protein 2-like. Gene Ontology annotation, biological process: endocytosis; endosomal transport. Gene Ontology annotation, molecular function: calcium ion binding; protein binding; GTP binding. Gene Ontology annotation, cellular component: cytoplasm; plasma membrane. The record is from RefSeq and is a predicted model, not a curated record. Lineage: Eukaryota; Metazoa; Chordata; Aves; Passeriformes; Thraupidae.